GUCAUACUAUGACUUCAAGUAUGGAUGGUAGGCGUCUCAAGCGCUGUAGCAGCGCUGCAACUUCAAGCAGUCUGCCUGGUGCUGCUUGGCCCCGUAAUAGUUCUGAAUUAUUCCUGUCGUCUGCAAUGGCUUCUAUAAUACCAGAGAUACGGAUCUACUCUCCCUCUGAUAAAGGCGACGACACCUCCGACUCUGAGCGCAGCAGAAUAACCGGAGACGCGAGUGACCGUAAGAGUGCUAUGCUGUUCCGCGGAUCUUGUGAAGUGUUUUCAGGCGACAGUUCGAACAUGGUGCCCUGGCUGAACACAUUUAACAUGCGGCCGUAUAAUCUAUCGUGCUUGCCGUCUACCAUGUCCUAUCGGCCUUCCUGUCGGUCUCAGUCUGUGGCCAUUAGUCGUGCAAAACUGGGGUGCAUCACGAGUUCCGCAAAAUCGCUCGACGUGCUACGCCAGAAUUUGCAGAAGAGCAUCAACCGCGAAAUAGACGAAAUACUACAGCGGUAUUUGGAGAAAUUCUUCAAGCCAGGUCUGGAGAACGUGCGCAUCAACAACGGCGAGCACUCGAUAUCGGAGCAACACAUCCAAGCCGUGUGCCGGCAGAUCUUGGAAGAAGCCAAGAAGAUGUACCACGGUAGCUACACUCGGGGAAACAGCCCGACCUCCGACUACAACAUUGACUCGGGCCGCAACAGUCCAUCAGACCUGAAGUUGGGUAGGUUCUUGGGUAAGCAUGCGGUGACGGGCCGCAAGAGACGCGACAACUCGGACUCCGACUCUGAAGCGAGUUUGCAGCUGGUGAAGAAGAAGAAAGGGCGACCGCCACUGCAUCAGGGCGGAGUGCUGUCGGGUCGGUCGACGCCGUGCAAGCUGAAGGCGGAUGCAGUGAAGCGGGAAGGGCCAAAGUGGGAUCCGGCGCGACUGCAGCCGAACUCGCAAUUUAUCAUGGGUGCCAAGGCGAACAAGGCGCUGGGUUUGGGCGCCACGCGAGGUCGUCUCUACAUCAAGCACCCGGAGGUGUUCAAGUACUCCGGUGACCAGGAAGACAAGCAGUGGCUGUACGAGCACAACCAGAUGCCGGCCACAGGGGGCAAGGCCUACAUGCUGCUCGUCGAGGACAUUCGCGAGUUGGCCGAGACGGACGAAUACCGCGGUAGCCCAGGACUCAUGCUGGACGAGAUCGUCGGCUUCUCUGUGCCGGAGAGCAUGCUGGCCAAGAUGCAGGCCGCCAUGCUUGCCAUGAGGACCGACCUGCCGGCCGGGUCGCGUCGUCGUGGGCCACGACCCAGUGGCGACCCGCGGCACGACGACGGCUCGGCGUCUCCCGCCGAGGAGCCACUGGGCGCGUCGCCGUUCGGUCAGGGCUUCGAGGACGUCUCGCCGGCUGCCUCGGACGUGAGCGCCACGUUGGAGCCGCCCCUGACUGCUCCCUUCGAGCUGGUCUUAAGCCCAUGAGUGCCAUGCACAUUUGUUGCUGUGAUUGCAGGGCUACACACUAGCAGUGGCUACGACGAUCUAAAAAAUUGCUCCUUGUAAAAGGCUGUGUUUUAACCUUAAUUGUUUAGGACUGGCAACAAUUAUUUGCGACCUGGUCGGCUUGGGAAAGCAGUUCAUAGCUUUCCGUGUAAGUAUUUUUUGUGUGCCACACCUUUUUCUUUGCUUGUUUUCUUUUCUGUAUAUACUUCUGUGAGAUGUAGUAUCCUUACACUCCACUUUAUGCAUUUUAGCUGCAGAGCACCAAUGAAAUUAUGAUACCACGAUCAUUAAGAGUUACCGGUGUUUUAAUAGUCAUGCUUUCGUGAGGUUUGAAUGUGUCAGUAAGUGGUACGUUAUCCGGGUAUAAACUCUUAAACAUGAGCACAGUUGUUGAAACAGUUUUUACAUGCUCACUGUGGGAGCAGGAAUCAUGGACUUCAUUAAGAAAAAUUAAUGGCUUGAGAUCUCAGUCAUGAUCUCAGGCAUGUGAAGUGUGCACAGCUGUCCAUGUGGCACUUCACUGACAACUUGCCUGCAUUGUAUGAAGGGAACCAAUAUUUCAGACGGUUUUUUUAUGUGACAUUCACGGAAGCUUUUGUUGCUCUGAGGUUACAUCUAUGAUUGUUAAAAAGAAAAAUGUAGUGAUGCAGUAAGGGCUCCAGUGGGACCUGGCACAGCUGUAGCAAAGCUCUCAUUUUAUCAUGGGUCUCAAGGCGAACACGGCUCCGGGUUUGGGCACCCCAUAUCCAUGAUGUCACUUUUAGCAUUAGACAACCAUUUGCUACAGCAUGUCACCUUUUGUUUGCAUUUAGGCCACGUGACAUAUCGUACUGGAAAAAUUUUGCUAGCAGAUCAGUAAUGCAUGCAUGUUUAGAGUGAGCAAAAAUUGUGCUAAUAUGUGUAGUUUAGGUACCAUGUGUACUAUCCUGCUUAAUAUGAGCUACAUCACACAAGUGCGUGGCCGAGCGCUCUGCAAGGUUGUACAGUGGCGCCGAUCAUGGCAUAUUUUCAAGUUAUCGGGAGAGAGUUUGGCUGCUCAUGCAAGCACGCAUCGCCCCCACUUGCUUGCUUUCACCCUUGAAGUUAUUUUCGAAGCUGAU
This is a messenger RNA of Rhipicephalus sanguineus (brown dog tick), 2572 nucleotides long. RefSeq names its product deoxynucleotidyltransferase terminal-interacting protein 1. Gene Ontology annotation, molecular function: DNA binding; nucleosome binding. The transcript has a single exon. Bases 9 to 1451 code for a protein of 480 amino acids. Gene Ontology annotation, cellular component: nucleus. NCBI's taxonomy places the organism in Eukaryota, Metazoa, Arthropoda, Arachnida, Ixodida, Ixodidae. The record is from RefSeq and is a predicted model, not a curated record.